This is a messenger RNA of Penicillium hordei, 1266 nucleotides long. Its product is annotated as putative oxidoreductase. NCBI's taxonomy places the organism in Eukaryota, Fungi, Ascomycota, Eurotiomycetes, Eurotiales, Aspergillaceae. The coding region runs from base 1 to 1266 and encodes 421 amino acids. The record is from RefSeq and is a predicted model, not a curated record. The transcript has 2 exons.
AUGCCCAUCCCCAUCAUUGCCCAGGGUCUCCGGGAUGGCGUCUCAUCCAUCCCGCAUGCCUGGACAAUCCUUCGUAUAGCACCAUGGGUGCUAGUCCUCGCGGCACUGAAAUACUAUUUCGAAGGAGCCCGCAACGGCUCCGAGCGGAUGAUGCGAUCAAAAGUCAUAAUGGUGACGGGCGGAACCUCCGGAAUAGGCGCAGAAGUCGUCCGCGAGCUCGCAACUCGCGGCGCCCAAGUAAUCCUCCUAACCCGCCAACCACCCUCAGACCUCUUCCUCUCCGAAUACAUCGACGAUCUCCGCACAAGCACGAAAAACCCUCUAAUCUACGCCGAACAAGUCGACCUCUCCUCCCUGCACUCAAUCCGCACCUUCGCAACGAAAUGGAUCGACAACAUCCCACCCCGUCGACUUGACGGUAUAAUCCUCGCCGGCGGCAUAGCCGAGCCCUCCGCACCGCGCACCCUAACAAUAGACGGCAUCGACCAAGAAUGGCAAACAAACUACCUGGCCAACUUCCAUCUCCUCAGCAUCCUCAGCCCAGCAUUGCGCGCACAGCCCGCACACCGCGACGUCCGUGUCAUCUUCGCAACAUGCUCUAGCUACAUUGGCGGCAACUUCAGCAAUCUGGACUCCGUGGCGCGCGGGAAACAGAAGGUUGUCUCGAAGCGGACGAAGACUUCCCCGACUUUGUAUGCGCAACCGAAGGGCGUGUACGCGCUCAGCAAGCUCGCAUUGACUAUCUUUGCGCACUCGUUCCAGCGGCAUUUGAAUUCCUACAAGCGGCCGGAUAGUCUGCCGCCUUGUACGCGGGUUAUCGUUGUUGAUCCCGGUCUCACAAGAACUCCGGGGAUGAGACGGUGGUUGACUGGUGGGUCGUUGUGGGGUCUUGCGUUGUACUUGAUUACCUGGCCUAUCUGGUGGUUGGUGUUUAAGUCGCCUACGCAGGGUGCGCAGAGUAUUCUGUAUGCGGCGAUGGAGCAGCAAUAUGGACGGGGUGCGGGUGGGUGGUUGAUUAAGGAAUGUCGGGAGAUGGAUUAUGCGCGGGCUGAUGUGCGGAAUGAUGAGGUUGGGAAGAAGCUUUGGGAGUUUAGUGGGAAGAUGGUUGAGGAGGCGGAGAAAGAGAGUGCUGUUAUGAGGGCUUUGGAGAAGAAGGAGGUUAAGGUUGAGAAACAGAAGGCUGAGGAUGAGCAGGUUAAAAAGGAGGCUGAGAAGAAGGGAAAGAAGACUGAGGGGUCGAGGAGGAGUCGAAAGGGUCAGAAAUAA